Drosophila kikkawai is the source of this 992-nucleotide messenger RNA. It is a transcript of the gene Tsp66A, whose product is annotated as Tetraspanin 66A. NCBI's taxonomy places the organism in Eukaryota, Metazoa, Arthropoda, Insecta, Diptera, Drosophilidae. The record is from RefSeq and is a predicted model, not a curated record. Gene Ontology annotation, cellular component: membrane.
AGGAUGGCUUAGUUUAAAGUUUCAUUCCACCUUUAGAAAUAUAUUUUAUAUUAUAUCACAGCCUCACAAUAUCUACUAAUUAUGGCGACUAGACAGUCAGAGGCUGUUGUGGUGGAUCCUCUCCUGACCAAGCGCGCCAAACGCAUUCUGCUAAUCGGUUCUAUUGUGAUUUACGCUUUGUGGCUGCUGAAUAUCGGCUUAACCGCCUGGAACAUUCGCACUUAUUACAUGGUCUUGAAUGUGCACAGGGGCUGCAGGCAGUGCUUUUUUGCAUCCUACAUGAUGAUCACAUUGGGCGUUGAGUGCCUGACGUUGGUGAUACUGUUUAUGACUUUUCCAUUGGUGCUCUAUCGAAUGGCCCGUGGAAUUCGAAUUUAUGUGACUAUCCUCUUCCUGUUCAUCUUUCUGGAGUUUAUGUUGGCUUUGGUGUUGCAACAGGAGUAUCAAGCCAUUGGCGACGUUAUGCUAAUGUGGAAUUACGAUAAAAAUCUGAAUUUCUUUGAAGUUAAUUAUCAGUGCUGCGGUGUCCUGGGUCCUGGCGAUUACAAUGUGAUUGGCUUCUCACCGCCCGACUCCUGCUAUAAGGAUGGCAGUGGCAAAAACGAGGAUCUCUACACCAAAGGCUGCUCAACAGUAACCGUACAACCCAUACCGAUGUCCGUAUGUGUGAUUAUCAGCCUCGUUGCCAAGUUCAUCAUGUUCUUGGCCCUCUUCAUAUUCAUGAUUUACCUGAAGCGAAGUAAGACCCCAAAGCGCCGCUGGAGUAUACUGCAUCCGAUUAUUCGACUUGAAGCUCGGUAUUGAAGCCCUCCAAGGAUUCGUGGGGUAAGCCUUAACAUUUUCCAAGCAGCUCAAGCAGCAGAUUGAAAUCCGGAUUCGAUGUUCACCCAGUGGGAAUGGGUAUUGGCUUUGAGUUUGGCAAGACGACAGACAAAUUGGAUGCUAGCCUGGACGCUGGGCUCUCGUCAUAUUUCACGGACUGCAAUCAAUAA